AGCUGGCAGAUCCGAGCUCGUCGCUCGAACUUCCGCCGCCUCGCCGAGUCGACAACUCGGCCCUCGUUCUCGUCGGUUCAUCGGGAGUCGUUCCAAGUCGCCGUUUGCGGCCGUGCUCGACCGUCAAGUGCGCUCGUGGCGUGGAAUCGGCGGCCAAAUGGAAGACGUGGUGAUUACAAACGUGGACAAAAACGGCGACGAGCUCCCGGAUGCGGACGCGGAAGAGCUGAAGCGGCAGCCGCGCGAGCUGUCGUCCGUUGGCCUCCUGGCCGGGGAGCUGCUGUGGACGCACGGCUGCUACCUGCUGCCGGCGCUGGCGGCCCUCCUGGCGCUGCUCGUCUACUUGGCCAAAAGGAGGAGGACCGGGUCCCAGCCCGCCUCCGCGCCGCAAGAUGCCGAGGCGGUGGUGAGGAGGCAGGAGGCCAUGGAGGCGUCCCGAAGGAGGAUGCAGCAGGAGCAGGACGCCAAGGCGGCCAUAUUCAGGGAGAAACGCAAGCAGCAAGAGGAGGAGAAGAGGAGGCAGAAGAUCGAGGAGUGGGACAGCAUGCGGCAGGGGAAGAGCUUCCACGGAGCGUCCGGACGAUUGCGGAGCCGCGAUGAAGGCGCCGCCCCGUCCGGCACCGCGGCCAAACCCAAGAGCGACAAGAAGCCGCUACGCAGCUCCGAGUACAGUCCUCUGAGCGGCGAGGGCGGCGGCUCGUGCUCGUGGCGCCCCGCCAGGCGGGGUCCGUCUUCGGGCGGAUGAGGUUAGAGGGAGGUCGCGCAAGACCACCGUCGCGCACCCGCACUGGCUGACGCCGGCUUGCAGCUGCCCGGACCGCACGCUGCGGUGAACCCACGUUAUUCAUCAUCAUCAUCAAUUGGAGAAGGGGGGGGGGGCAAUGUGUCAUCUCUUUACUCACACACACAAAAAAAGUCAAACACAGGCACAUUGCUAUCCAAGGAAGACUUCCAGCAAAUCGGGGAGCAGAUAAAUACACGCCAUACAAGUCUGUAUACUGCGUUUACAAAAAAGGGAGUUGGGGGGGGGGGGGGGGUACACCUGAAAAUGUGUGAGCCGAAUGGCGGUAUAAAACAAAUCCUCUCUAAAGUGCGAAAAUGUCCGGGUUCACUGCAGCGUCGGUUGGCAUCCGGCGCGGCUGCCAGCUCGGGAUGACGCCGCACUCGGAAAUGGUUGCCGACCAGCGAGUGAGGCCGAUGAACGUCAGUGUCUGCUGUCUGCCUUUUUCUUCCUUGUUUUGUCACGAUGAGCCUCCACACCCUUACUUCAAGGGGAUGCGCCUUUUUUUCCCCGUCCAAUUUGGGAAGAGUCGCCAGAUGUCACAGGACAGGCAGGACCUGUGAGCAAGUCCCCUUUUCGUAGGCGGGCCUCUCGACUUUCCUCUUUUGCAUUGAAGCAAUAAAACAAAAGCUGCCAACUC
Messenger RNA from Hippocampus zosterae (dwarf seahorse), 1421 nucleotides. It is a transcript of the gene selenos, whose product is annotated as selenoprotein S. Gene Ontology annotation, cellular component: endoplasmic reticulum membrane; Derlin-1-VIMP complex; Derlin-1 retrotranslocation complex. The coding region runs from base 158 to 745 and encodes 195 amino acids. The record is from RefSeq and is a predicted model, not a curated record. Lineage: Eukaryota; Metazoa; Chordata; Actinopteri; Syngnathiformes; Syngnathidae. The transcript is spliced from 6 exons. Gene Ontology annotation, biological process: endoplasmic reticulum unfolded protein response; retrograde protein transport, ER to cytosol.